UUGUCUAGACCGGGCGGGCGCGGCCACACACCCCCGAGGCCCUUCCGCACUACACUCUCGCCGAGACUCUCGCCGAGACUCUCGCUCCCCGCGCGCACCAUGACGGCCUCCGCCGCCCCCGCUCUGGCGGCCACCGCCCUGGCGGCCAUGCUGGCCGUCGGCCUGCUCGCCCCCGCCCUGGCCAUUGUCGCCGAGUUUCCCUCCGUGACCACCAACAACGGCUCCUUCAUCCUCGGGCAGAGGUUGAAGAGUGCCGGCCUGCGCGGCGGCACCGCGCCGAGGGACUACGCCGCCUUCUGGGGGGUGCCCUACGCCAAGCCGCCCGUCGGGGAGAGGAGGUUCAAGGCCCCCGAGCCCUCACCCCUUCCCACGGUGGUGGACGCCAAACUGCCCGCUCCAGCUUGCCUGCAACUAGACCGUCAACCCUCUGCUAUAAUAGGGAGCGAGGACUGCCUCACUCUGCAGAUCUUCACGCCAAACUAUGAUCCAGCCGCUGCGCUUGACGUCAUAGUGCUGAUCCACGGCGGAGGCUUCAUGUUUGGCAGAGGGCCUCGAACGGGGCUGCAGUACAUCAUGGACUACGACGUUGUGGUCGUGAACGUGGACUAUCGUCUCGGUGUACUGGGAUACCUGAGCUUUGAGGACGCCGAGCUACCCGGCAACGCGGGUAUGCUGGACCAGGUCGAGGCCCUCCGAUGGGUGCAGGAGAACAUCGUCUACUUCGGUGGCAACAACAAGAGCGUCACCCUCGCCGGCUUCUCGGCCGGGUCCGCCAGCGCCCUCAUGCACACCCUGUCCCCGCUGUCCAAGGGCCUGUUCCACAGGGUGCUGGCGCUGAGCGGCUCGCCGCUGAACCCCUGGGCGCAGCAGCCCUCGGCGCUGGCCAACGCCAAGCGCUUCGCCGAGCUGGCCAACUGCACCGGAGCCAACACGGCCGCGAUCGUGAGCUGCCUCCAGGCGAAGAACGCCACGGAGCUGGUGGCCCUAGAGACUCACUUCCAGGGUUGGCAGCAAAACCCGUUCUCCCCGUUUGCCCCCGUGGUCGACAGCAAGUCUAAGAGGCCGUUCAUGCCCGACCAACCCGCGCGCUUGCUGGAGAACAAGAGGGGCCCGACGGACGUACCUCUGCUGUUCAGUGUGACGAGCGAGGAGGGCCUCUUCCCCGCUGCCGAGUUCAUCUUGAACGACACCCUGGUCCAGGAGCUGGACGAGAAUUGGGCCGACGUGGCCCCCAAACUACUGCACCUCCACGACAACCGCACGGGCGAGACCCCCUCACUCAUGCACCAGAUUAGGGAGCACUACUUCCAGAAUGCGUCACUGGGGCACAGCCACAAGCAGCUCGUGCAGCUCAUCUCAGACAGGGACUUUUUCGCGGGCGUGAACGACUACGUGCUGACAGCGGCGGCCACUCAGUCCUCGCCGGUCUACAUGUACAGCUUCGAGUACCGCGGCGAGUUCAGCCUGACGCACUUCCUCACCGGGGGGAACACGAGUAAUCUCGGGGUGGCACACGCAGACGACUUUCAGUACUUUAUCGAGUUCCCCUGGAGUGGGGUGAUGCGAAUGCCCACGGACCUCGAUAUGCGGAGUCAGCUCCUGGAACUUUGGGUCUCGUUCGCCAAAUCAUCGAUUCCUGUUUUGAGAGGUGCGAACUGGACACCCCAGCCCAAGACAAAGAGCGAUGUUCUGCACUUCCUAAAGAUUUCUGGCCCAGGAAACGUGACUAUGGUGCAAGCCAAGGACUUUGGCCAGAGCGCAUUCUGGAAGUCCCUACAAAUCAAGGAGAAUGGGAAUAAUUCCGGUCGGGCGUCAGCCUCCUUGUCAUUGUCCCUCGUCUCCUUGGCCAUCCUGGUCUUCUGCAAGUUAAGUUAGAAGAAGCGGACGCAUCGCACGAAGAGACAGUAUAUAAAACAGAACGCCGAAAAACGUAUUCCUGUAAACUAGUCAAGAUAAUUCGCACCUAGUAUUUUUAAGUACAACGUUCAGGAGUAUUAUCAUUAACUAUAAACUAGUCGUAGGUAAUGGUCUGGUGCUUUAAGUUUAAUUGUUGUAAUAGGAAUGUAAACGUCGAAAGAAAAUAACAUAGAAAAACCAAUAACUCGAAAA
Molecule: messenger RNA, 2109 nt
Organism: Frankliniella occidentalis (western flower thrips)
Lineage: Eukaryota; Metazoa; Arthropoda; Insecta; Thysanoptera; Thripidae
Product: venom carboxylesterase-6
Exons: 10
Coding region: 100-1875 (591 amino acids)
Source: RefSeq, a predicted model, not a curated record